This is a messenger RNA of Poecilia reticulata (guppy), 2988 nucleotides long. The record is from RefSeq and is a predicted model, not a curated record. NCBI's taxonomy places the organism in Eukaryota, Metazoa, Chordata, Actinopteri, Cyprinodontiformes, Poeciliidae.
CUCUACCAGCCAUGACAUGAUUUACAGGUAGCAGGAAAAGAAGAGAAACUUUGAAGAACGUGUGAAUUAAAUCAAGUCUCUCAGAGUUGAAGUGAUUGGAUGGGGUCAAAGUUCACCUGGUGACAUCAUAAUGUAGAGCUGUGUAUCGUUUAGUCCUGGUAAGUAAUCUGAUUACUUUGUUGUAGCCUGACCUAGCAGGAACACAGAUGUUAGAUAGGAUUGAACCUUGUGGUAGAACACAGGUGACUUCUGUCCUUUCCAAUGAGAAGUUACCUGUUGAAAUCCCUGUUCUGUAGUCAGACUGGAACCAGUCCAGUACUUGGUGAUUUCUACUGGUUCAUGUUUUCWUGUUUUGUUUUUGSCAGAAGCUUCUUGUUUCUGUUUGAAAGACCGAGACGUUUGAUGUCACAAUUCCAGACAAAACCUUUAAGAGACGUUUAGUUUCUGAGGUUGAGCUGGAAUCAGGUUCCUCUGAUCCUCUGAACUCAUGAUGGGAAGCAGCUUUCUGCUUCACAGGACACUUACUGGACCUGGAUCACUGGUCUGACUGGUUUUGGCUUCUUUCUCAGGCUGACUGAAAUCCAGAAGAUGGAAGAUCUGGAUCUAAAGAAGGUCAGAGCAGAACCUCCAGGACCCAUUAAUCCGUCUAUGAGGAGUGACGAGUCCAUAGAUCAACCUCCAAAUAUCAAUACUGAAUCUGGACCCUCAGACAGAAAAGGUCAUAACCACAGAGGGAGAGCAGAACCUCCAGGAUCCAGCUGUCCCUCCAUGAGGAGUGACCGGUCCAAAGGACACAAUCCAGACUUCAGUACUGAACCUGGACCAUCAGAAACAGAAGUGAACUCCAGCUCUCACCUGAUUACUGCUGAACAUCAGCACCAGUCCCUCCAUGACCCUGCGGAGAUAAGAAGUGAUAGGCGAUGGAUGAAUGGAUGGAGGGAAGAUCUUCCUGGAUGGAGGGAGAGAAGCAGCUGUGCUCCAGAAGAUGUUGGUCUGCAGGACGUCCUACAAGAACAUAAGAUCAGUCUGAGGACGAGAUGUGAAUGUGUUACUGAAGGAAGUUAUGAAACAGAAAGUAGAACGCUCCUCAACUGGAUUUACACUGAUCUCUUCAUCACAGAGGGACAGAGUGAAGAUGUUAACACCCAGCAUGAGGUGAAGCAGCUGGAGAGAGCUUCUAAGAUCCAGAACCUCCAUGACUCUCCAAUAAGGUGCCAUGACAUAUUUAAAUCCUUCCCUGACCAACAUGGAAUCAUCAGAGUGGUUCUGACCAGCGGUGUCGCUGGUGUUGGAAAAACAUUCUCUGUGCAGAAGUUCACUCUGGACUGGGCCGAGGGCUUGGAGAACCAAGAUGUCAGUGUGGUGGUUCUGCUUUCGUUCAGGGAGCUGAACUUGAUCAGAAAUGAGCAGCACAGUCUUCUCUCUCUGCUCCAUGUUUUCCAUCCAACACUCCAGAAGCUCCCAGCAGAGCAGCUGGUUAAAUGUAAACUGCUCUUCAUUUUUGAUGGUCUGGAUGAAAUCAGACUUUCACUGGACUUCAACAACAGUCAGCUCGUUUCUGACAUCACACAGAAGUCAUCAGUCAAUGUUCUACUGACAAACCUCAUCAAGGGGAACCUGCUUCCCUCAGCUCUCAUCUGGAUAACUACCAGACCUGCAGCAGCCAAUCAGAUCCCUCCUUCAUGUAUUUCCAGGGUAACAGAAGUACAAGGCUUCAGUGACGCCCAGAAGGAGGAGUACUUCAGGAAGAGGUUCAGUGAUGAAGAGCAAUCCAGCAGAAUCAUCUCCCACAUCAAGAAAUCAAAAACUCUCCACAUCAUGUGUGGAAUCCCAGUCUUCUGCUGGAUCACUGCUACAGUUCUGGAGAACAUGUUGACCUCAGAGCAGAGAGGAGAGCUGCCCAAGACCAUGACUGASAUGUACUCACACUUYCUGCUGGUCCAGACRAAGAGGAAGAAGAACAAGUACCAUGGAGGACAUGAGACAAGUUCACAGGAUCUCAUGGGGGCUGACAGGGAAGUUCUUCUGCAGCUGGGGAGGCUGGCGUUUUCACAUCUGGAGAAAGGAAACAUCAUGUUCUACCAAGAAGACCUGGAGCAGUGUGGUCUGGAUGUCACGGAGGCCUCAGUGUACUCAGGAGUUUGUACAGAGAUCUUGAAAAGAGAGAGUGUGAUCUUCCAGAAAUCAGUCUACUGCUUUGUUCAUCUGAGCAUCCAGGAGUUUCUGGCUGCAGUCUACCUGCUCCACUGUUUCAACAGCAGGAGGUCAGAGGUGAUCAUGACGUUCCCGGGAGAAGAAGAAGAAGAUGAGGACAGUGAGGUGAUCAAGAUGUUCCUGGGAGAAGAAGAAGAAGAUGAUGAGUACAGUGAGGUGAUCGAGAUGUUCCUUGGAGAAUACGUUGAAACAUCUCUAGAUGAGUUCAUGAACAAAGUCAUGUAUAAAUCCCUCAGCAGUGAAAAUGGCCACCUGGACCUGUUUGUCCGCUUCCUUCAUGGUCUCACUGUGGAGUCCAACCAGAGACUCUUAGAAGAUCUAUUGGGUCAGACAGAGAACAGUCCAGAAACCAUCCAGAGAAUCAUCACCAACCUGAAGGAGAUGAACACUGAUAGAAUCUCUCCUGACAGAAGCAUCAACAUCUUCUACUGUCUGGUGGAGAUGAACGACGUCUCAUUUUAUCAGGACAUCCAACGGCUGCUGGAUUCAGGGACGGAGCUCUCAAUGGCUGACUGUUCAGCUCUGGCCUUCAUGCUGCAGAUGUCAGAGGUUCUGGAUGAGUUGGACCUGAAGAAGUACAACACAUCAAGGGAUGGACGACAGAGACUGGUUCCAGCUGUGAGGAACUGCAGAAAGGCUCGGUGAGUCCAGAUGUUUUCAUUGUGUGAAUGCUGAUUCAGCACUAUUGUCCUCCUGUUUCUUCUUCUUUCUUCAAGUUGAUUCUGGAUGUUUUUGGCCUUUAACUACUUCCUUCAUCCUCUGGAUAAUUUCAGC